AUGGGUGGUAAACCUUUUUACCUGUACGGCUAUAGAAGUAUCGGCGAUCAACCACCGCUCUGGUAUACGGUAACUGUUGCUGAAUUUCAGUCUGCCAAGAAGACUAAUUUUGCUACUCCUCUGGGAAGACUAUUCUUGAACGAAUCUUUACUCAGCUCUGAUGAUAGUGUAAGUAUUGUGUAUACGUCUGUAUCUCCGAAUGGAAAAACGUUUGCUUAUCAGGUUUCCCAAGGAGGCGACGGUGAUACAUGGUAUUUUCGCUCCUUUGAUAUCCUAUUGACAAGGGCAAAAACUACACCAAGAGGUGGCGAGGGAAGAUUGAAAGAUUUUAUUCCUCUUUUGGCGCAGGAUAUGAUAUAUUGGACUCCUGAUUCUAAAUCAUUCUUUUAUUCUUCAAUUGCAGAUUCGAAUGGAGGAACAAAUCCGAAACAUAGCUAUAAGGUUCGACAUCACAUUUUAGGAACAGACAGCAAACAAGAUGUGACUGUCUUCGACUCAAAGAAUGCAGGAGAAUUUGGUGAAGAUUAUGGCCGCUGGCUCAUUGUAGCGGGCUACCACGACGCCGCUGCACUCAACACAAUAGCUUACGCUUCUCUAUUGACUGGACAAAAGAUUUCGAACAAUAUGAAAUGGAUCUCAUUAGCCCCAGACUUCAACUUUACCGUUCUUGCAGGCGGUGUAGUGAAUGAUUCGUACUACUUUUGGACAAGCAAGGACGCCACGAAUGGUAAGGUUGCGAAGUUCAAUCUUGAUUGGAGUAAAGCACGUCAAGUCAAGAGCUUUACCGAGUUGCAAGACCGCCCGCCAGUCAUUGACGUUAUACCUGAACGAAAAGAUGCUUUGAUCAAUACUUUGGAUGUCCAUAUUACCGCAAAAGAUAAGUUAUUGGUCAAUUACAUCGAAGAAGGUAAAAUGGCAUUGUACCUGCACGAGACCAAAGAUGGAAAGUUAAUCAAAAGAUUAUUACCAAAUGAAUCAUUCUACGUAGAUUUGAUAGUCGGUGAUCCAGAUAGCAAUACGAUUAUCGUAUUAGCAGAAAGUUGGACUACACCUAGAAAAGUCUUUGAAUUCAAAUGGGACGGUUCAACUAUGGAAUCCUCUACACUAAUCACAGGAAUCAUCAAGAAUUCCAAUCCAGAUGAUUUUGUUACUGAAAAGCGGCAUGCUGCAUCAAAAGAUGGCACUCAAAUUACUUAUUUUGUCGUUCAUCGUAAAGGAAUCCAAAUGCCUGCUCCUGCUUUCCUGCAUGCUUACGCUGCGUAUGGUUAUAUCGACAGCUUUUAUUAUCAACCAAACUAUUUUGACUUUUUUCGAAGUUACGAUGGUAUUUUCGUCUAUGUAGGAGCAAGAGGCGGUGGUGAUAACGGCGGCUCUUGGCAUGAUGAUGGAUCAGGAUUGAACAAAGAAAAGACGUUUGAAGAUAUUAUUGCAGUUAUGCAAGAUCUUGUAGCGAUAAAAUACGCUAUUGCCGGUAAAUUUGUCAUCGAAGGUGGAUCAGCAGGAGGUUUGGCAAUGGCAGCCGUGGCCAAUCAAGCUCCUGCGGGCUUAGUUGGGUUAGCCUUACCUGUUCGCGCACCUUGUGAUGUUUUCCAAUUAGAGUUGAGAACAACAGUUGGUCUUGCAAAUCGGCCAGAGUUUGGAGAUGUGACCACUCCAGAAGGUUUUGAUGCAGUUCGUGCUUGGUCACCGUUGCAAAACGUCGUGCCAAAUAAAUCUUAUCCGGCAAUCUUCCUUACUCCGGGAUCGUAUGACGAAACUGUGCCGCCUUCAAGCAGUUAUAAACUCUUAGCUGAAUUGCAGCACACGAAUCCCAAUAACGCCUUACCUUUCUUGAUGUAUGUUGUGCACAACAAAGGUCACGUUCCAAGCACAAUCCUUGAGAGUAGCUAUCAAUUCUGCAUCAUGGAGGAAGCCUUACACAUCACCAGAAGAAAAGGCUGA
Molecule: messenger RNA, 1941 nt
Organism: Meira miltonrushii
Lineage: Eukaryota; Fungi; Basidiomycota; Exobasidiomycetes; Exobasidiales; Brachybasidiaceae
Product: alpha/beta-hydrolase
Exons: 4
Coding region: 1-1941 (646 amino acids)
Biological process (GO): proteolysis
Cellular component (GO): cytosol
Molecular function (GO): serine-type endopeptidase activity; oligopeptidase activity
Source: RefSeq, a predicted model, not a curated record